UGUAGAUAUGUUUGCAAAGUUACUCACUUUGAAUCCAAAUUCAUCAUCUUCUAUUGAUAUAUCAAAAUCCAGAUUUACAAUAGGAAGAGAUUUAAAGAAUGAUAAAGUGUUUUCAAAUAUAAAGGUGAGUUCUAAUCAUUUGGUAAUAGAAUAUAAGGAUAGUUAAUUUACAUUGACAGAUAACUCUAGUAAUGGAACAUAUAUAAAUGAAAAAAAGAUUGGAAGAGGAAACACAGUAUAAUUAAUGAAUGGAGAUAAGAUUCAUUUAUUACCAAUUUUAAAGGUUUAAGACUUUGAAGUGAUUGGUUUUGAAUUUAUUGUAUGCACAAACAAUGAAUAAUUUGAAUAAUAAGUUUCUAAAAAUGAAAUAGAGACAAUAGCCCGAUAAAAUUCUGAUGAAAAAAGAGAAGUAAAAAAUGAGAAAUAAUUGGACACAAAAACAAUUGAAAAUGAAAUAAAAUCUUAAAUAAUUAAUGAACCACCUAAGAAAAAGGAUUAAUCUCCAUUUCCUAUACCAAAAUUAGAUGGAUUAGAAGAUGAAUUAUAAUGUACAAUCUGCAAUGAUUAUUUAUUUGAGGCAGUUGCAGCUAAUCCAUGUAAUCAUCAUUUUUGUGGAUCUUGUUUAUGUAAUUGGUUUAAAAAAAAAACAUAUGAAUGUCCAAAUUGUAGAUAAAAACUAACAGGAGUUAUGAUGGCAAGAACUAUUAAUAAUUUAGUUGAAAAAUGGUUAAAAGUUAAUCCUUAUGAAAAAAGAUCUGAAUAACUUUUAAAUAAAAUGAAAGAAGAAAAUCUCAUUUAUAAAAAUCCAUAAGAUUAUAUUAACUUAAAUACUUAGUUAACAUAAAAUAAAUUAGAUAAAUAAAAUUUAGUUAUUCAAGAAGAUUAAGAAGACAAUAGCUAUGAAGAUGAAUAUAGUGAUAAAGAAAAUUCUAGUGAGAAUGAUGAUGAAUAUUUAAGCAAUGAUGAAGACUUUGAUGAAAAUUAACAAAACUAAUAAGUUAUUUUUUAAUAAUAAUAAAUACCAUAGUAAUUUUAACAUUUUAAUAAUAAUAAUUUACAAGUUUUUAAUGGUUUCAAUUAUCAAUACCCUUAAAAUCAUUUUUAUUAACCAUUUGGUUAAAAUUUGUUUUAACAAUAAUAAUUUAUUUAACCAGGCAAAUUCUGUAAGAGUUGUAAUGGAUAAACAUGGAAAAAUUUCUAAUGUCCAUAAAACUAACCUCAUGUAGGUUGUGGAUCAUGUGCCAGAUUAAUGCCUAAAUUAGAACCUAGUAAUAUUUAUUUAUAAUUAAUCUAGAUGAAGAUGAUAAUGAAAUCUUAUAAAUGUAAUGUUGUAUAUGUAAAGCAUACCAUUGUUUAUUUUAUUAUGGUGAUUGUGUCAAUGCUGCACUUUAAAAAUUUAUGCUUGUUAAAAAUUUAUAGCAUUAAAUGGUAGUUCCAUAUAAUUAUGUUAACUAUAUUGAAUAUGGAAGAUUGCUAUAGCAUCUUUAAAGAAGACCUUAAACAGUAAUUUUUAAUUUUAUGAUGGAAAAUUACAUUAGUAAAGGUUAUUUUUAUUUUCAAUAAAAUAAAUCUACUUUUCCUAAUCCAAUUUAGGAAAUCAACGUGAAAAUAAGUCCAAAUUCUGUAAUUAUAUCAUUUAAUUUAUAAUUAGCCCGUAUGUUGGCUUUGUCAUAGAAAACUUAUAAAUUUUAUUGUAUUUAGAUAUGUUUAAUGUAUGAAAUAUGAUGAACCACUUUUUAUGCAAGAAGAUUGUUAUUAUGGUAUAAACUGUAGGUAAUAACAGUAAAACUAAGAGCAUGCAAAAAAAUAUAAUCAUUUUUGUGAAUAAACAAAGUUUGACUGA
Molecule: messenger RNA, 1843 nt
Organism: Paramecium sonneborni
Lineage: Eukaryota; Ciliophora; Oligohymenophorea; Peniculida; Parameciidae
Source: the annotation of a GenBank genome assembly